This is a messenger RNA of Rhodotorula graminis WP1, 1729 nucleotides long. RefSeq lists its product as uncharacterized. Gene Ontology annotation, biological process: ubiquitin-dependent protein catabolic process. Gene Ontology annotation, cellular component: COP9 signalosome. Lineage: Eukaryota; Fungi; Basidiomycota; Microbotryomycetes; Sporidiobolales; Sporidiobolaceae. The record is from RefSeq and is a predicted model, not a curated record. Bases 1 to 1632 code for a protein of 543 amino acids. The transcript has 12 exons.
AUGGCGCCGGCUGCUGCAGCGAGCACGACGCUCGACGACAUUGUCUCUGUCAUCCUCGCCACCGACCCGGCCGAGGUCCCUCAGCUCAUCACGCACCUCAAGAAGCUCGAAAAGGCGCGCUCGAGCUCUGCCGCCCCCUCGGGCUCGCGCUCGUCCGCCGCCGUCGCCUCCGCCGCCGCCUCGACCAGCACGGGCGCCACCACCUCGUCGGCGGCUGCGGCGGGCGACGGAGCGGGCUCGAGCGAGGGCCGCAGCUUCCUCGAGGGCAAGCUCGAGGGCGGGCAGGACCCGCUCCGGGUGCUCGACCCGGCGAGGCACGCCGUCGGCGUCCUCUACAUCCUGAACGCGCGUCUCGCAGGCGCAGCAGACGACCUCGGAGCGCUCCUGAGGGCGGCCCACGCAUGGGUCGAGCGCGCCGACAUGGACCAGGCGAGGCUCGUCCCGGAGCAGGUCUUCUUCCUCGCCACCCAGCUCGCCCAGAUCGGUGACGCCACGUCGCAGUACCCGGCGACCGUCCCGACGCUCGCCGUCCUCGUUCAGCGCUUUCCGCACCAGGGCUACCUUACGGCACUGCAUCCACUCUUCCUUCGUGUCGUCAUGACGAGCGGCAUGUACCGCGUUGCAAAGGGCAUCCUCAUGCGCGACAUGACCGACAUCGACAAGCAGGCGCGUCGGCCCCUGUACCCGGUCAGGUACCAGGACCACCUCCUCUACCACUACCUCGGCGGCACCGUCCUCGCGCUCCUCGGCGAGUACGCCCGCGCCGCCGAGCUUCUCGAAAUUUGCGUCUCGGCGCCGGGCUCGCACGUGAGCCUCAUCCAGCUCGACGCCUACAAGAAGCUCGUCCUCGUGCAGCUCAUCGCGCACGGCAAGACGCAGCCGCUGCCCAAGUACACGACGAGCGCGUUCGGCCAGGCGGCAAAAGCGCUGUGCGUCCCGUACGCCGAGUUCGCGACGGCCUUUGCGACGCUCGACACCGGGCGCGUCAAGCUCGCGAGCGCAAAGGGCAGGGAGACGUUCGAGCAGGACCACAACGCCGGCCUCGUCUUUGUCGUCGAGCGCUCGCUGCGCAGCCGCCAGAUCGUCGACCUCACGGAGACGUACAUGACGCUGUCGCUCGGCGAGAUCGCGAGCCACGUCGGCGUCGACCCGCAGGACGAGCAGGGGCUGAGGGACGUCGAGGGCGAGCUGAGGCGCAUGAUCGCCAACCGUCUCAUCUUUGCGACGCUCUCCCUUCCCUCGACCGCCUCGUCGUCGACCGCCGCCACCCUCGCCGCCACGACCGUCUCGUUCACCGACGACCCCGAGCCGUACCUGUCGCCCGAGACGGUGCGGCGCAUGACGAGCGCGAUCGAGCGCGCGCAGCGCCUUGACGCACAGUGGGCGUGGGAGGCGGACCGGGUCGAGGAGAGCAAGGAGUUUGCGGCCAAGGCCUGGUCCGCCGCCGCCGCUCCUCUUCAAGCCGCAUCCUCCUCGUCCGGCGGUGGUGCGGGAGCGUUCGGCGGCGGCGGCGGCGGCUUCGCCCCUCCCGACUUUGACGAUUUUGACGGCGGAUCGCCUGGCCGGUUCGGGGGCAAGAGCGGUGGAGGGGACGGCGGUUGGGACGGCAUCAUGGUCGACGACAGCGACUGAGGCGCUCGGUCAGGACGAGGAGGUCGAGGCGGGGCGGCGAGGAGGGGCUUGAGGCGACGAGUCGAAGCUGUGCAUAGCCCGCUUUUCUCUCUCGGUC